Tachyglossus aculeatus (Australian echidna) is the source of this 3597-nucleotide messenger RNA. It is a transcript of the gene CD96, whose product is annotated as CD96 molecule. Gene Ontology annotation, biological process: inflammatory response; cell-matrix adhesion. The record is from RefSeq and is a predicted model, not a curated record. The transcript has 15 exons. The coding region runs from base 22 to 3351 and encodes 1109 amino acids. NCBI's taxonomy places the organism in Eukaryota, Metazoa, Chordata, Mammalia, Monotremata, Tachyglossidae.
UGUGAGGACAGCAGGGACAGCAUGGAUACAAGCUGGAUCAUCUUGACCUCCUGUCUCUUCCUCCAGUUACGCAUGAUCAGGGGGCUCGCGGAAGGACAGGCCCACCAAGUCGAGGACGUCUACGCCCUGCCGGGCACGGAUGUCGACCUGACGUGUCACAUUCAGAAGGCGAUGCGACUGGUCCAGACCCAGUGGGACGUGAUCACCAACAGAGAGGCCCUGAUCGCGGUCUACCACCCCAGGCUCGGCUCCCACUGUGAUGUCUUCGCCAAGGAGUCCUGCGCCUCCUCCGUCACGUUCACCCAGACUCCCGCGGGCGGAGCCGAGUGGGUUUUGCACCUGAGGAAUGUGUCGUCGUCUCUGAGUGGGAAGUACAAGUGCAGCAUCACGACCUUCCCCGCGGGGAUCUGGACUCGAAUCAAAAACCUUCACGUCCAAGCCGAAGCAGAGAUGAGAGGCAACAGAACGAUAGAUGCUGAGUUGAACCAGCCCCUGGAAAUUCCCUGCCUGGAAGACAAGUCGGAAAACCUUCUCGGGGCCUCGAUCCUGUGGCUGACGCUCCCGCUCCGUGCUGCGCUCCUAUCCGUGCUCCGCUCCCGCUCCGCGCUCCGUUUCGCGCUCCGUGCUCCGCUCCCUGCUCCGCGGUCUGCUCCGCGCUCCGCGCUCCGCUCCGUGGCCCGCUCUGUGCUCCGCUCCGCGCUCCGCUCCCUGCUCCGUGCUCCGCUCCGCGGUCUGCUCCGUGCUCCGCGGUCCGCGCCGCGGUCCGCUCCCUGCUCCGCUCCGUGCUCCGUGCUCCGUGCUCCGCGCUCCGCGGUCUGCUCCUUGCUCCGCUCCCCCUCCGUGGUAGCCUCUGUGCUCCGCUCCGUGCUCCUUGCUCCGCUCCGCGGUCCGCUUCGUGCUCCUUGCUCCGCUCCGCGGUCUGCUCCGUGCUCCGCUUCCUGCUCCGCUCCCUGUUCCGCGCUCCGCUCCGUGCUCCGCUCCGUGCUCCGCGCUCCGCUCCCUGCUCCGCUCCGCGGUCUGCUCCGUGCUCCCUGCUCCGCUCCGUGCUCCGAGCUCUGCUCAGUGCUCCGCUCUGUGCUCCGCUCCCUGCUCCUCUCCGCGGUCCGCUCCGUGCUCCGCGCCGUGCUCCGCUCCCUGCUCCGUGCUCCGCUCCCUGCUCCGCGCCGUGCUCCGCUCCCUGCUCCGUGCUCCGCGCUCCCCUCCGCGGUCCGCUCUGUGCUCCGCUCCGUGCUCCGCGCUCCGCUCCCUGCUCCGCUCCGCGGUCUGCUCCGUGCUCCCUGCUCCGCUCCGUGCUCCGAGCUCUGCUCAGUGCUCCGCUCCGCGCUCCGCUCCCUGCUCCUCUCCGCGGUCCGCUCCGUGCUCCGCGCCGUGCUCCGCUCCCUGCUCCGUGCUCCGCUCCCUGCUCCGCUCCCUGCUCCGUGCUUCGCGCUCCCCUCCGCGCUCCGCUCCCUGCUCCGCUCCGCGGUCUGCUCCGUGCUCCCUGCUCCGCUCCCUCCUUGCUCCGCUCCGUGCUCCGCGCUCCGCUCCCUGCUCCGCUCCGCGGUCUGCUCCGUGCUCCCUGCUCCGCUCGGUGCUCCGAGCUCUGCUCAGUGCUCCGCUCCCUGCUCCUCUCCGCGGUCCGCUCCGUGCUCCGCGCCGUGCUCCGCUCCCUGCUCCGUGCUCUGCUCCCUGCUCCGCUCCGCGGUCCGCUCCGUGCUCCGCUCCCUGCUCCGCGCUCCGCUCCGCGCUCCGCUCUGUGCUCCGCUCCGUGCUCCGCUCCGCGCUCUGCUCCGUGCUCCCUGCUCCGCUCCGUGCUCCGUGCUCUGCUCCGUGCUCCGCUCCGCUCUCCACUCCCUGCUCCUCUCCGCGGUCCGCUCCGUGCUCCGCGCCGUGCUCCGCUCCCUGCUCCGUGCUCCGUGCUCCGCGCCGUGCUCCGCUCUGUGCUCCUCUCCCUGCUCCGCUCCGCGAUCCACUCCGUGCUCCCUGCUCCGCGCUCCUCUCCCUGCUCCGCGCUCCGCUCCGUGCUCCGCUCCGCGGUCUGCUCCGUGCUCCGUGCUCCGCUCCGCGCUCCCUGCUCCGCGCUCCGCUCCCUGCUCCUCUCCGUGCUCCCUGCUCCUCUCCGUGCUCCCUGCUCCGCUCCGUGCUCCGCGCUCCGCUCCGCGGGGUGUUUGGCUCCAGCUCCUCCUCCUCCUCGUCGUCCUCCUCGUCCUGGUGGUGCCCGGUCCGAAGCCGCGGGCCCGGGGGGAGCAGAAUGGGGUUCAGGAAGUGCUGACGCUCCCCGACAGCCAGUCGAAGACCCAUCUCCUCCGGGACCGCGUGGGACUCCGACAAGGCCACAGGCUCGUCCUCUCGCCCGUCCAAUCCCACGAUCACCGUCGCCAGUUCACCUGCCAGGCCACCCUCCGCUCUGGAAAAGUCCUGAAAAGCAGCACCACACUCCAAGUUUGGGCUAAACCAGAAAUCUUCAUAACGCAGCAAAACGCCUCCACUGGACUUUUAGGAGGGGUGGGAGCUCACUGCCGGGUGCGGAACGUGUUUCCGUCGGCAAGAGUCAUGUGGUAUGUGGAUGGCGAGGUGCUUGAUGGCGAAAACCUCAAAGGGCUCAUAACCACCACGGAAGAGAACAGAAGCCACGAAGGCCUGUCCGUGCUGAAGUCAACAUUGGAGCUGAAGCCCGCCCCGUCCAAAAGCCGACUGCUCUGGUGUGUGGCUCUUUUUCCCGGCCCAGGAGGUGAAGUGAGGAAUAUCUCAUCCAGACGGAUGGUGUUUCCCAUGGGUGAGAGGACUUCACCUACCUCUACACUUCUGACCAGCAAGCCAGGGGCAGGACUCAAUGCCACAGACGCUACAGCCCACUGGCUGGAUUCCAGCACUCCCACAGCCGGCAGCACUCUUUCCAGUGCCCACACAUCAGAUGCCCCGCUCUCCAGCACCCACACGGCUGGCAUCCUACUCUCCAGCAAGGGCAACGCAGAGCCAGAUUCCUGGCAACCUCCAGGCGCCACUGAUCCGACCCUUUCCGGAUCGCAAACAGCCUCCCAGGGUAACUCCCCCUCCUCCAACUGCAACAACUGUCUCCCAGGGAUACCGCCCACCGGCCCGGCCUUUGGCCAUGGAACCACUGACACGGACCACUCUACCGCAACCGUUGCCAAGCUGAACCCCAGGCCUUCCUGGCCGGUGAUCGUGGGAGCGCUGCUCUUCUUCUUCUUGGCCGUGUUUGCCCUGGGGAUUCGCAAGUGGUGUCAGUACCAGCGGGAAAUCAUGGAGAGACCGCCGCCCUUCAAGCCCCCGCCGCCUCCGAUCAAGUACAGCUACAUCCAGGAAUCAGACGGACGCGCGCAGUCUUGCCACGAAAUGGAAAACCUCUGACGCAGCUCAGCCGCUCCAGGAAAGUUGGCCGUCGGUGGGAGAAAACCGCUCUACCUCUUCCCAACCCGCUUUGCCAGCAUCCUUCGAGGGCGCUUCCACCUGUCAGGAGGGACUCAAAGACUCCUUUCAUCCCUCUCCCUUCCUCAGCCGCCUCCACAACCGGCGUGUGUAUCCAUCUACGGAUAGUCGACUGGUCCCCUUUAAGACUGUGAGCCCACUGUUGGGUAGGUACUGUCUCUAUAUGUU